This is a messenger RNA of Colletotrichum destructivum, 1325 nucleotides long. Its product is annotated as Putative D-isomer specific 2-hydroxyacid dehydrogenase, catalytic domain-containing protein. The transcript has a single exon. Gene Ontology annotation, molecular function: NAD binding; oxidoreductase activity, acting on the CH-OH group of donors, NAD or NADP as acceptor. The record is from RefSeq and is a predicted model, not a curated record. Lineage: Eukaryota; Fungi; Ascomycota; Sordariomycetes; Glomerellales; Glomerellaceae. The coding region runs from base 1 to 999 and encodes 332 amino acids.
AUGGCUCCAUCCAGAAUCGACUCGCCCGUCGAGGCGGUCGGCGAACUCUCGGUGGCUCUCCAGAAGAAGCCCACCAUGUACCUCCUGGAAAAGUUCCCUGAAGAGGCCGUCAAGUACUGCCAAGCCCACUUCCACACGAUCCUUCCCCUCGAUGAAGAAGUCGCAAACUGGCGCGAGAACGCCGACGCAAUCCUCGUCCGCGAAAAGAUCAUCACCGCCCAAGACAUCUCAUCGGCGCGCAGGCUCCGCGCCAUCGGCAAGCAGGGCACAGGCAUCGACAUCAUUGACAAGGAUGCCGCCGACGCGAGGGGUAUCGCCAUCUGCAACACGCCGGGAGUGAACGCGCAGUCGGUCGCUGAGCUGGUUCUCGCCCUCACCAUGGCCGUCGCGCGGCAACUGAGGACCAUCUCGGUCAAGCAAGCGGCUGGCAACGAGGUCAGGAAAGAGCACUGCAUGGGCAUGACGCUCACCGGCAAAUCUGUUGGGAUACUGGGAAUGGGCGCAAUCGGCACCGCCGUCGCUACGAUGUUUCGAGGCGCUUUCGGUGCCCGGGUGUGGGCCUACGACCCCUUUGCCCCGGCCAAGGCCUGGAGCGAUAUCGAGCAUACACGAGUGCAGAACUUUGAGGAGAUGCUUCCGCACGUGGAUGUGCUGACGUUGCACAUCCCCCUCAACUCCCAGACCCAGGGGCUCAUCGGCGCGAAGCAAUUGACGGCAAUGAAGGCAGGUUCGAUUCUCAUCAAUGUCGCGCGAGGCGGUAUCGUUGACGAGCCGGCCUUGAUCCGGGUACUCAACGAGGGCCAUCUCUUCGGAGCAGGGCUUGAUUGUCACGAGGAGGAGCCGCCGACGCUGCAGAAGCACCAGGCAUUGUGGGAAACCGGGCGCGUGAUCAGUACACCACACAUUGGGGCGACGACCAAGGAGACCGUCGUCAAGACCGCCACAUCCGCCAUAGACAACGUUUUGCGGCACCUGUCAUCCACAUCCACUGUUAGCUAGAGGGUAGUUGCACCGCCUUUUAAUCAGAACUUACAUGACUAUGUUCAAGCUGAGAGGCGAGCAAGUCAAAACGCACGAGAAAGCCUGUGCACAUGUCAUUUUUGCUAGUCUGGCUUGGAUUUGCGUCCUGCAGGACGUUCGGACUCGCGCUGUUGCGGAGUCCUAGGGUUUGGCUGUUUUGAUGUAGGGGAUCUCCGGGGGGCGGGUUGUGUUUUGUUGUUUCGAGUAUUGACCCGUUUGUUUGACAGAGUACGCCAUCAGGAGCGUACAUGCAUGUCGCACUGAAUGUCCCGCAUCGAGUCCGUGGAGGAUUGAGGUAUGAAUGU